UUGUCAGAUACAGGUAGAAUUCUGUUGUUUAUAUCUGUAUAUCUAAUGAUUCAGCUGUACUCGUGUGUAUUGAAAUGAACCAUAUUUCCUGGAAAGAUCCUAAUUGUUACGUCACCUUAAUCUGAAUCCUAGUGAAAAAGGCAGAAUGCCAUCUUAAGAAUGGACCCUUGGGUUCCACAAGAAGUUUUGGAGGGUUAGUAUAUUUUUAAUGAGCCCAAAUACAAAGAGCCAAAACUCUUGAACCCCCCUUCCCCUUGACUCAAAUAUGAAUUCCAUAUGUAGGAUUUCCCAGGUUCUGCAGAUGAUUCUGGGCUCCACCUACUUAAAAAUGAGCCCAGAAAUCCCUAUGUGUCCUAAGAGUCCCGACAGAUUUCCAAUACAGACUUCAGACCUCAUGAAACACUUUGUUGCUAGAAGUCAAGGGGGUUCCUAUGUAUUCAGUUUCUUAUAACCUCGCCCAAUAUUUUCCAUGUUGCACAUGGAAAGGCAAUAAAAGGUUAAUGAAAUGCUUGCCAAGUGUUCGCUUUCUCCCCACACCCCUUGGCAUGCCUCCUGUCUUUUUACCAGAGGGAUCCAGUAAAACAAGUUUCAUUUCUCUCUGAGGCAGAAAACUUUCCGUUUCGCUCCUGGUUCCCGUUUGCCACGAUGGCGACUGCUAGUGUUAGAGUCGAGGUGACGUGCACCAUCUGCCUGAGCAUUUACACCGAGCCCGUAACUCUGACGUGUGGCCACAACUUCUGCCAGGGCUGCAUUAACAAAACCUGGGACUGGCAGGAAGGUGUGGAGGAAAAGCCCUCCUGCCCCGAAUGUAGAGAGAGAUUCAAGAGACGUCCGGAACUAAUAAAGAACUUGCGUCUGCGGAACAUUGCAGAACAUUUUCUUUCUGAGCAGCCAAAGCAAGAAAAGACUGGCAUCUACUGCACCUACUGUGAUUCCUCUGUGCCCGCUGCCAAGUACUGUGUGCUGUGCAAGGCUUCUCUAUGUGACAAUCACGUGCAGCUGCACAGCAGUGCAGAGGAACACGUAUUAACGGAACCCCCUGUCUACCCAGCAAAACACAAAUGCUCUGUACACAACAAGCUGCUGGAGUACCACUGCUGUGAGGAAGGUGCCUGUAUCUGUGCCUCCUGCUGCCUGGUUGGGGUGCACCAGGGCCACAGGGUGGAGUCACUGAGCGAGGCCUCUGAGAAGGAGAAAGAGAAACUUAAACAUUUUCUGGAAUAUCUGAUCCCUAUGAAAGAGGACACUGAGACAAGACUCUUGGAACUGAAGAACUGCAGAGACCUGGUCCAGAAGAAAGUGGCUGGAGAGCGUGAGCAAGUCACUGACCUGUUUAGGUGCAUCCAGCAAUGGCUAGAAGCCCUAGAGGAGCAAAUCCUGGAGGAGAUCUCCAGACAAGAAGAGCAAUAUUCCCUUCCAUUCUCCAAUCUUAUCCAGGAACUGGAAAUAAAGAAGGAGCAGCUGUCCCAGAAGAUCCAUCACUUUGAAGAGCUGUGCAACAUGGACAAUCCGUUGUCUGUCCUACAGGGGAGGGAGUCGGAAGAGGCAGAGGAUGUUGAGAGGGAUGAGAGUGGUGCUUGGUUCACACCUGCAGUGCCAGAUUUAGACAAAUAUUUUCUAAAAGAGAAAUUGAACACAGGAUUGAAUGAUAUUGUGAGGGGGGCAAAACAACGGUGGGAUUAUGGGCAAAAGGUGACAGACCUGGAAAUGGACAUAAACACUGCCGGCCCUAAUGUGGCUUUAUCAGACAACCGGAAAUCUGCCACAGACUGGAAAGGUGACCAAGAUCAUCCUGAAAACCCCCAGAGAUUUGAGAAGAAUCGGGUCCUGAGCACCAAGGGCUUCAUGUCGGGGCGCCACUACUGGGACGUGGAGGGCAGUUAUUUGGGUAAAUGGUGUGUAGGGGUAGCCUAUCCAAGCAUGGAGAAUGGAGGAGUUAGGUCCCUCAUUGGGUUUAAUGAUAAGUCCUGGGGUUUGUACAAGGUGGAUAGGAAUUUCUUGAUGGGUCUUUUUCGAGGGCCUCGUUAUGUACUCUUACAUAACAACAGAGAAUAUGACUUGCCUGACAUUACAUCCUGCGGGGGAAUCAGGAUCUCACUGGACUACAAGGCUGGACUUCUGUCCUUCUAUGAACUGAAAGACCCUAUAAGGCAUCUGUUCACCUUCUCUACCUCCUUUACUGAGCCCCUCCAUGCUGCAUUCUGGCUUGAGUCUAGUUGGGUGAAAAUCAUUAGCUAAGGUAUUGCUCCUGCCAUAUGUGAUCUGUUGAGUGGGGUCCAUUGUAGAUUUUACUGCCUGGAUCUAAAUCCCAAAGAAAUGGCAGUGCUGGUAAUAACAAAGGUUUAUUAUAUAGUCAGCCUGCCUUCAUUAAGUGCUCACAGGGGUGCGUUGGUUGUUCUGCUGCAGGUAGUCUGCUACAAGUCACAGCUCUUCAGGUUCCUGCAGGAACUUACAUAGUGUUUGUAAAGGAAUACUGUUACACAAGUCCCCAACCUGUAUUUUGUGUUGCUGAGGUCCCCGUAAGGGUGCCCCUUAUCUGGAUUUCAGGGAGCUGUCUGGUUCAAAGGUUGAGGAAAACUCAAUAACCCCACCCAUGACAUCAAACCCCUCCUAAAUACAUAAUGACCCCACACCUAAUGCCUCGGGCCUACUGGGAUUUCACUGGGACCAGUAGGAAGGUGCACCCUCUACGUGACGUGUCUAAAUGAACAACAAACAAUCUCACCGUUACAGAAAAUGUGAAUUGUAACAUGAAAUCUAUCACCUCUUUGUAAUUGCGUAUUUGCCAUGAAAAUGUCUGAAACACCAGGGGUCGUUUGCUUUGUACCUGGAUGGAAGCGUAAGGCACUAGGGAUGUAAAAGUGACCCCCUUAUUACUCAUAAAAACAACUCCAAUUACCCCCAAUAUAUAGGAGUAAGGAGUCUCUCUCUGCAGGGGAACACAUUUCAGUCUUAUUAUUUUCAAUCAUUUUUCAUGCAUUUCAGCCUCUCAUAUUAUUACUGUGACCCCCUUCCACUUUUCUUUUUGGAAAGUAAAUGUUUGUGUUUCUUUUGUAUUGAUCCGUUUGUAUUGUAUCAUUGUGUAACAUAUGUAACCAAGUGGCGCUGUAGCAAUAAUAAUAAUAUACAGGAACUUACCACAAUUCUCAUUUUGUAAUUGUUGGUAUUCGAGAAUGUUGUACCAAAGGGAAUAUUGUAUCCUACUGCCUGAUUGGUGUGUCUAACCUAACCCAGGAUUGGUUAAUGUUUGAAUAAAUGGCCCAUGAUUGGGUGUCCCCCAGGCAUGAAACACA
Messenger RNA from Xenopus laevis (African clawed frog), 3293 nucleotides. Its product is annotated as E3 ubiquitin/ISG15 ligase TRIM25. Lineage: Eukaryota; Metazoa; Chordata; Amphibia; Anura; Pipidae. The transcript has a single exon. The coding region runs from base 646 to 2238 and encodes 530 amino acids. The record is from RefSeq and is a predicted model, not a curated record.